AUAUUGAAGCUCAUUCUGUGUGGACUUUGGCAUCUCCCAUUAAGCAGGAAGCGACAACUAAGAAUUGACGACAUGACCAAGUUCCUGUCUCAGGAUGAAAUUACCAAAUUUAAGGAAUGUUUCUCUCUGUAUGAUAAGAAAGGAAGAGGAAAAAUCCCAGCCAAUGAUCUUCUGACUGUAAUGCGCUGUUUGGGCACAUGCCCAACACCAAACGAAGUUGCACGCCACUUGCUAGUCCAUAAAAUUGGGAAAGAUGGUGAAGUGGACUUCUCUUCCUUUCUGACAAUUAUGUACCGGCAGCAGAAGCAAGAAGACCCAGAGAAUGAGAUCCUUGUGGCAUUGCUGAUGUCAGAUAAGCAGAAGAAAGGUCUCAUCCCAUUGGCUGAGCUACGAGCUAAACUUACUCAAAUGGGGGAGAAACUGACUACUGAAGAAGUUGAUGAUCUCCUUCACAAUGCUGAAGUAGGAGCUGAUGGGAUGGUGAGAUAUGAAGAGUUUGUUAGGAAGAUAACACUCCCAGUAGCCGACUACUAAGCUUCAGAUUUCAGGCUGAAACCAUAGACCGCAAGAUAACCAUCUCCAGGCUGGCACGCCAAUACUUUUGUAAAGAUACCAAUAGCCCUGCUUCCAGCUGUUGAUU
Pelobates fuscus (common spadefoot toad) is the source of this 640-nucleotide messenger RNA. It is a transcript of the gene CALML4, whose product is annotated as calmodulin like 4. The record is from RefSeq and is a predicted model, not a curated record. NCBI's taxonomy places the organism in Eukaryota, Metazoa, Chordata, Amphibia, Anura, Pelobatidae. Gene Ontology annotation, cellular component: myosin II complex. Gene Ontology annotation, molecular function: calcium ion binding. Bases 73 to 534 code for a protein of 153 amino acids. The transcript has 5 exons.